Messenger RNA from Lepus europaeus (European hare), 291 nucleotides. Its product is annotated as cornifin-B. NCBI's taxonomy places the organism in Eukaryota, Metazoa, Chordata, Mammalia, Lagomorpha, Leporidae. The transcript has a single exon. The record is from RefSeq and is a predicted model, not a curated record. Bases 1 to 291 code for a protein of 96 amino acids.
AUGAGUUCUCAGCAGCAGAAGCAGCCCUGCACCGCACCCCCUCAGCUGCAGCAGCACCAGGUGAAGCAGCCUUGCCAGCCUCCACCCCAGGAACCCUGUGUCCCCAAAACCAAGGAGCCCUGCCAGCCCAAGGUGCCGGAGCCCUGCCACCCCAAGGUGCCUGAGCCCUGCCACCCCAAGGUGCCUGAGCCCUGCCACCCCAAGGUUCCAGAGCCCUGCCACCCCAAGGUGCCUGAGCCCUGUCCAACCGUCACUCCAGCACCAGCUCAGCAGAAGACGAAGCAGAAGUAG